AUGAGCAGGAGCGGAGCUGCUGGAGCUAGGGUUUUGAGAAGCGAGGGAGAUGCAGGGGAGGGUGGAGAAGAUGAUGGGGAGGCAGACGACGAGAGGGGCGGAGGGGGCUCUUGUUUCAUGGCCCCUGCUUUCCUUUUGGCCUCUGGCCAUUCCCCUAGUGCCUUCUGUGCGGGUGUUCCGCUGUUGCCGUUGGGCCUUCCUCCUCUUGCUGUUGAUCGAGGAGAUCUCUUACUUCGAGAAAAAUUCCCGAAGACGUUUGUGAUGAGAGAUCGAUUGAGCACUGAUGACUUAGCAGUCAUAGAGGCUUGCGGGCUUAUCCAUUUGUUACACAUGCCACCUUAUCGAAAUAAUAGGGCAUUACUCACCGUGCUAGUUGAGAGAUGGCAUAGCGAGCUAGGAGAGCCGAUUCUUGCACUAGAGGAGAUAGAUGAUGAUUAUCAGGGUGGAGGUGGAGGUCACCGAGGUGGGAGGAGAUGUAUGGGCAGAGGCAGGAGGGGUAGGAGAGGUGGAGCUAUUGGACAAGGUCGGGGAGCAGGUGGUGACGAGGGAGGAGGAGGAGAUGAGGGAGGUAGUGGGAGAGGUGUGAGGGGUAGAGGAGGAGGAUGGAGGGGAGUUGGUCAAGGAGGGCUAGUACAGGCAGAGGAUGUGGCUGCUAUGGAGGUUGAGGAGGGAUUAGGCAGUGACAGAUUUGAGGAGGAGAGUGAUUCUUCUAGUGAGGAUACUGAGUCUGAGGAGGUUGGUGGGGGAGUGGGUUUGAUAGGAUUGGUGGGAGUAGCCACAAAGGAGGAGGAGGAGGAGUAUGUGCAACCAUUAGCCCGAUGGAGGAGGAUUGAUAUGCCUUCUCCUACCCCUCGAUAG
Molecule: messenger RNA, 858 nt
Organism: Cryptomeria japonica (Japanese cedar)
Lineage: Eukaryota; Viridiplantae; Streptophyta; Pinopsida; Cupressales; Cupressaceae
Exons: 4
Coding region: 1-858 (285 amino acids)
Source: RefSeq, a predicted model, not a curated record